Messenger RNA from Odontomachus brunneus, 804 nucleotides. RefSeq names its product ragulator complex protein LAMTOR4 homolog (gene Lamtor4). The record is from RefSeq and is a predicted model, not a curated record. Gene Ontology annotation, molecular function: guanyl-nucleotide exchange factor activity. The coding region runs from base 143 to 496 and encodes 117 amino acids. Gene Ontology annotation, biological process: cellular response to amino acid stimulus; positive regulation of TOR signaling. Lineage: Eukaryota; Metazoa; Arthropoda; Insecta; Hymenoptera; Formicidae. The transcript is spliced from 3 exons. Gene Ontology annotation, cellular component: Ragulator complex; lysosome.
GUAUGUAAAAUAUUUCUGGACACUCGUCUUCUGUCAUCAAGCGCGCGGGAUGCAUUUUACCGUUCAUUUUCUGCGAUACUAAUCUAUCACUUAGCGCUUGAUACACAGUGCCCGAGUAAACUUAUCUCAAGCAUUCGUAUGCAUGACAUUUCGCCAGCCACUGACACUAUCGUCAUACAAAAUGAUGUCACUGGAUCGUAUUCCUGAUCAAACUGGAUACUUGGUGUUAACAGAGGACGGUGCUGUGUUAACGUCCGGAGGAGAUUUGGAAAAUGAUGAGAGAGUGGCGAAUAUCAUUGUCGGCUUGGUCACCCUGACGACUGGAAUUGAUCCUAAAGCUUUCCCCGCGCACGAGGCCUUUGAGAAAAUAUCAAUCACAUACAAGGAUCAUUGCUAUGUGAUAUGUCUUUCUAAUAAAAAGAUUCAUGUAGUAAAGAGAAAACUACCGCUGCCAACUACAGCAAUUGUCGAGCCACAACCUACCAUCGAUGUAUAAAUCAACACACAAUGCACAUGAAGGGGAAGUUUACUCUUUGUGAACUUCAAUAUCUGACACGAAUUUAAUUUCUUCGGUCAUUUUAAGAGAUUUAUCUGCUGUUAUAUACCUACAUAGAAAUAUAUGUCACUAUCUAAGAAUUAAGUUAGUGCUAUGUAAUAUAUAGCUAUAGGAACAGUUAUGUAUCUUUGUUGUAUGAUCUAACGCUUCUUUCAACAUUUAGGAAAAAAAAUCUCUUCCAACGUGUAAUCCAAUGAAAAGUAUAUGGACUAUAAUCACACGUUAAAUAUAUUUUCCAUCAAAAUAUA